Triticum dicoccoides is the source of this 2031-nucleotide messenger RNA. Its product is annotated as putative disease resistance protein RGA4. The coding region runs from base 1 to 2031 and encodes 676 amino acids. Lineage: Eukaryota; Viridiplantae; Streptophyta; Magnoliopsida; Poales; Poaceae. The record is from RefSeq and is a predicted model, not a curated record. Gene Ontology annotation, molecular function: ADP binding. The transcript has 2 exons.
AUGUACGACCUCAUUAAUGGAGCAGAGUGGAAAAGCUAUGAAGAGCGUGUGGCCAAGCUCCUUCCAAGUCUCAAGGAUGCUGUGUUUGAGGCUGAGGACCUUAUCGAUGAGUUCAGAUGGUACGAGAUGAAGGUGCAAGUUGAAGGCCAGGCAAACCAAUCUCCUUUCAUUGACAUCCUUGAUAAGGUCAUUCAUGGCAACUUCUACAAACUGAAUGAUGUUCAAUCAAGGUUGAAUCACCUUUCAAGUCAUCUUGAGAAUAUGGGGCUUCAUGGAGUUAUGCAUCACUUUGAAGAAUUAGUCAGGCCGGAUACCACCUCUUUGUUGUCAAAGGAAACAAAGAUAUUUGGUCGUGGCAAGGAGCUGAAGCAGAUAUUGGGAUCUCUUAAUGUACCAACACAUCCAAAACGCAAGAGAGAAACAAGUUCAAUAUAUGCAUCAACAAGCACAUCAUCAAGCAACCAUGUUAAUGGUGAACCGAUAAUAUCGAGUCUUCCUGUUUUGGUGGUAGCUGGAAUUGGUGGUGUUGGAAAGACUACUUUGGCCCAACAUAUCUGCAACCAUCAACGAGUGAAGUCUCAUUUCGAGCUAAUAAUUUGGAUUUGUGUAUCAGAUGACUUCAAUGCGAAGAGGUUAAGUAAAGAGGUCAUAGAAUCAUGCACUGGAAAUGAGGCAAAGAUUGACAAUUUGGAUUCUCUUCAGCGUGCUCUUUCUAACCACGUGAAAAAUAAAAGGUUAUUGAUAGUCCUUGAUGAUGUGUGGGAUGAUGCUUUGAAGGAUAGUGGGCGGUGUUGGGAGAUGUUUUGUGCACCUUUUACAAGUGUCCAAGAGGGAAGUGCGAUGUUAGUCACCACUAGAUGUCCAAAUGUUACCAAGGCCGUGCACACAAUGGAGCCUGUUAUAGUUGAAGGUCUAAAGGAUGAUGUCUUUUGGAAUUUCUUCAAGUUAUCCGCGUUUGGAUCUGAGGGUUCUAGCAAUGAUCCUGAGUUAGAGCGUAUUGGGAGAAGAAUACUCCCUAAAUUGAAGGGUUCUCCUUUGGCCGCCAAAACUCUAGGGCGCAUGUUAAGAAUGGACCAUCAAGCAUCGCAUUGGAGUUCUAUACUUGAGAGUGAACUAUGGGAGUUGAAACAAAAGGAAACCGAGAUUUUGCCUGCCCUUCGGUUGAGCUACAUGUAUUUACCAUUCUAUUUGAAACAAUGCUUUGUAUUCUGUGCCAUGUAUCCCAAAGAUUACAAAUUUGAGAAGGCAUGCUUAGCUGAAAUUUGGGUAGCAGAAGGCUUUGUGGAGCCUCAAGGUGGUGUUGCCAUUCAAGAUAUUUGCUAUCAGUAUUUUGAAGACCUUGUGUCGCGGUCCUUCUUUCAAAAGGUUAAUGGUCGAUAUGUAAUCCAUGACUUGCUGCAUGACAUGGCACAAAAAGUUUCAGAGCAUGACUGCUUCAUCUUACGAAAUAAGAGUGACUUUGAUAAAGUUCCCCAGAAUGUUCGCCAUCUAUACAUACUCCCUAGCAGUGAAUUUGAUGAUUCCAACUUGUUGAGACUAUGCAAGCACACAAAGCUGCGCACCCUAAUUUGCAAGAUUAAUUUGGGGAAAAGAACAUGCUUUGUAAUGGACCACUGGUGUACUAAACUUACACGUAUGCGUGUGAUGUCUUGUGCCUUCACAAAUGAAUUACCAGAUAGUAUUGGCACCCCUAGUCUUUCCAUUUCUACGGGCACUGGCAACAUUAGAGCACUUUCGUCCCUUACUGUCCUACAAUUUCAGUACUGUGAUAAAUUGUCAACCCUUGAUGAGCUCCUAACAGAAGAAUAUCUACCUGCUAUUGAGGAAAUCCAAAUCAUAAGUUGCCCCGAGUUACUGUCCCUUCCAGUUGAAAGGUUUGUGAGUUUUCCUCAUCUGAAACAUCUUAGGGUUGAUUACUGCCCAAGUCUCAACUGGCAAAGGGGGCUGGUGUUGCCAUCAUAUCUCAAGGUGCGGAUAUCUGAGUGUCCAAUGUUAGAGGAAGUGGAUGAAAUCAACAGAAGACCCGCCUAA